Manis javanica (Malayan pangolin) is the source of this 426-nucleotide messenger RNA. The record is from RefSeq and is a predicted model, not a curated record. NCBI's taxonomy places the organism in Eukaryota, Metazoa, Chordata, Mammalia, Pholidota, Manidae.
AAGGGUUUCAGGAGGAUGGCUGCGGCCGCUCAGCCAAUUCCCAAUUCUCAAACCCAAAAAAGGAAACUGGAGAAAUCGAAACUCCUGGGGAAGGCAAGGGGAGGGCCAGGAGCAUCGCUCUGCGUCCGGACCUCGUCGCGCAGUGCUCGCGCCAUGAACCGCAGCUCCCAGCCGCUCUUCAGCGGCGCGCACACCGGCGUCCCCCCGACCUACGAGAUGCUCAAGGAGGAGCACGAGGUGGCCGUGCUGGGGGCGCCCCAGACGGCGGCCCCCGUGACGACCACCGUGAUCAACAUACGCAGCGAGACCUCUGUGCCCGACCACAUCGUCUGGUCCCUGUUCAACACGAUCUUCCUGAACGUCUGCUGCCUGGGCUUCGUGGCGUUCGCCUACUCCGUGAAGGUGGGUGGUGCGGAGGGUCCCCGG